CGUUUGAUGCUACGUUGAUGUGAUCUGUUUUAUCAAAGGUUUGCUAAAACAUGGUUAUGUUUUUUAAUCACAUACGAGUAUGUAGCUAGCAUCAUGUAUACUUGUGCCUGUUAUGACGGGGAAAAAUGAUGGUAACGUUACUGACAACACUUAAUUCAGUUACAUCUCCCACUUCACUCUUCCAGUUAUAGCAUGGAUCCAGACAGUGAGCCGGAUACACAACGAGCUCUCAGUUUGCAAUGGAAGAGCUAUAAGCUCGUCCAAGACCCAGCCAUCCGGAGGGUUAACAACAAAAUAUAUCGAUAUGAUGGGGUGCAUUUCAGUGUGCCGGACUCGGGGUUCCCCCCAGUGGGAGAUUUGCGGGACCCUCGACCUCGUAGGAUCUGGUCCAGGCACACAGAGAUGGCCCUGCCAGUGCCCAAGUUCAAGCUGGAUGAGUUCUACGUGGGCCCCAUUCCCCUCAAGGAGGUGACCUUCGCUCGCCUCAAUGACAACAUCAAGGAACCCUUCCUGGCCGAGAUGUGCGCAAAGUUUGGAGAGGUGGAGGAGAUGGAGAUAUUGUUUCACCCCAAGACACGUAAGCACCUGGGCCUGGCCCGCGUGCUCUUCACCAGCACCAGGGGGGCCAAGGACACGGUCAAACACCUGCACAACACCUCCGUCAUGGGCAACAUCAUUCACGCUCAGCUGGACAUCAAAGGCCAGCAGAGGCAGAAGUAUUAUGACCUGAUAGUGAGUGGAUCCUACACACCCCAGACUGUGCCCACAGGAGGCAAGGCCCUGACAGAGCGGUUCCAGCCCCCAGCUCCAACACAACCAGACACGUCGUCAGAUAUCAGGCGGAGACUGUCCUCUGAGAUAGCUGGCCUGGCUGUGGGCUUGGCUGCAGGGGUGCCGGCUCUCACUCCUGGGAGCACCACCCCCUGCUCUGUGGACACGGGCUUCAGUGAGCAGCGUCUAGACACGACACCCUCCUCCAUGGGCGGGCCCUACACCCCAGGCUCCUCCGCUUCCUCGCAGGGAGGAGGAACGCCCUACACCCCUCGCUCUGUCUCACAGGACUCGGGCUACGCUGUUGCCAGACAAGUUGGAUACAGUGCUGGCCCAUUGACCAGUGGCUACACUUCCCAGGACAUGCUUCCCUCCUCCUCCUGCUCCUCCUCUGCUGUCUCCUCCUCAGUUGGGGCAUAUAAAGCUCCCCGCUACCCGGAGGACCCCCAUGCACCUCCACAAGACCCCUACCAAAGGUGUCGCCCCACGUACCCCCCUACCGGCCCGUUCCGUCCUAACGAGCCCCCGCUCUACCCCACAUACCCUAACGCUGGAGGGGCUGGACAGCACAUGGCACACCACCCUGCGAUGCCUCCCCCACCUCCUGCACCCCAGUACGAGCAGCCCCCUCUGGCAGACCGGGACAGGGACAGAGAGCGGGACAGGGACUCAGGAGGGCGGUACGGUGCCGGUGGGAUCGGCUCUAGAAGGUCAUCUUACCAGGAGGCCAAGUAUUCCCACCACUCACAUCACUCUGAGAGGGAGAGGGGCUACAGACGGGACAGCCUGGGCUCCAGAGAACACGGCAGACACCGUAACCACCAUUCACACAAUCACAGCAGCAGUAGUAGUAGUAGCAGCAGCCGACGACGGAGCAGCCACGACCGAGACAGCAGGGAGAGGGACAGAGACAGCGACUACUCAAACAGCUCCGACCCCAGAUUCAACGCCAACUCCCACCGCUCCUCCUCCAACAGCCUGUCCCCGCCUCCGUCCGCCUACCCCUCCUACUCCUCCUCCUCCAAAGACCAACCCCCUUCCCACGACCCCUCUGUCUCCUCCCGCCUGGAGCCCUCCUCAGUGUACCGUGCCCAGCCUAGUGGUGCUGGUUCUGGGGAAAGGGGGUCUGGGUCUGACAACAAGGACCCCCGAUCCCACCACACCCCUCUGCCGCCCCCUCCACCUCCUCCCCUCCCCCCUGCCUCUGUGAUAGCGGCGGCUGUAGCCGAGACGCUCAGCGCCCUUGACUUUGGCCAGGAGAGCCCACGAGACUCCUCCUCCCCGGAGCCAGAUUCCACCAAUGAGAGCCUGCCAUUUGUCUACCACAGCAGCAGCUUAGACUCUCGUAUUGAGAUGCUCUUGAAGGAGCAGAAAGCGAAGUUCUCCUUCCUGGCCUCCGAUGAAGAUGAUGAGGAGGACAGGAAGGAAGAAAGGCAGAGAGAGAAGGCAGCAGUGGCAGCAGCAGGGGAGGGAGGAGCAGCAGCAGGGGAGGGCAGGAGCAAUAAGCAGAGGGAGCAGGAUCUACCCCCCUCCUCCACCUUCUCUCCCCGCAUCCCCACUACAGAUGACCAUACUAGUCUCCAUGGAACAGGACCUCUGCAGGAGGAGACAUCCCAACCUGAGCCUAUUGAUCCAAGGACCAGACAAGGGGCACACACACCCCCCUACAACGGACAGAGUCAGUCAUCCCCUCAUUCUUCUGGGGAGGACAUGGAGAUCUCAGACGAGGAUGAGGAACACACCAUUACAGCAGUGACCACACACCACGCCACUCCUUCCUCCAUCUCUUCCCCGUCUUCAUCCCAGGCCCCCCUGCCCUCCCAGACAGACCCCUCUGCCUCCCCCUCUGACCCCACACAGCACUUUGGCACGUCCAUGCCUGCUCCACCCAUCCCAUCUUACCCCACUCACCUCCCUCCCCCGGGCUUUUCCCUGCAGCCCCCUCCACCCCCCUGCAUCCCCCCACCGCUGGCCCACAUGGAGCUGCACCCUGAGUACCCUCCUCCCAUGCCCCCACACAUGUAUGACUAUGCCAGCAGUAUGGAGCUGAUGAACCAGUACAGUGGCGGAGCCCCCAUGUCCUUUCAGAUGCAGACCCAGAUGCUGAGUCGGCUGCACCAGCUGAGGAUGUCCUCUUCUAAUGGCGCCGCUGCCCCCGGCGACGCCCCCCCUUCAGACUACUACCACUCCAUGCCUCCUCCCCCACACCCCCACCACCCUUACAUGGACCAAGAGGGGGGUGGCUACGACCAGGACCACCACUACAUGCCCCCCCACAUGCCCUACGCCUACCCUGGCCCCUCUCAGAUGCCCCACCACCACGCCAUCCCCCCUCCACACACCGGCUGGCCCCCGCAUGUCUUACCCGAACACUACGCGUACCACACCCCGCCGCCCUAUGGGACUAUUCCUCCUGUGGAGGGAGAGGCCCAGUACGGGGCGGAGGGGGACCCCCAAAUGCCCCUGCUAACAGAGAACCCCCACGAGGCCACAGUGCAGCUGGUGCUGGCCACCCUCAUCCAGGAGAUGAAGAGCAUCAUGCAGAGGGACCUCAACCGCAAGAUGGUGGAGAACAUUGCCUUCGGAACCUUUGACGAGUGGUGGGAGCGCAAGGAGACCAAAGCCAAGCCGUUCCAGACCAUGGUUCGGGGUGUGGCUGCAGUGAGGGACGAGGAGAAGAAGGAGGAGAACAAGGUCAGCAGCAAGCCCCGGGAGCCCCUCAUGUCUCUGGUGGACUGGGCCAAGAGUGGAGGAAUGGAAGGCUUCUCACUGAGAGGGGCGCUACGACUACCCUCAUUCAAGGUGAAGAGGAAAGAACCUCAGGAGCUAGCAGAGGUAGGAGAGAUGAAGAGACCCAAGACACCGCCAGAGGAUGAUGACGAAGACUCGUACCAUGAGAAGGGUCUAGAGGUAGGAAUGGCAGAUGGGGAGGGCCACAGGGCUGAGAGGGACAGCAGGCGGAGGAAGAAGACCAGAAGUCGGAAACCUUGGGACCUGGACAGCGAAGGAGAGGAGACUUCUGAUGGUUCUUCUUCAGAUAAGGAGGAUGAGGAAAGUGACAAGGAGUCUGAAGAUGAGGCCUUGAGUGCUGACAGCGAUGAUGAGAGCCUCUCCUCAUCCACAGAGAGUUCUUCCUCCUCAACAUCAUCCUCCUCUUCCUCUGAAGACGAGGAUGAGGAGGAAGGAGAGCAGGCCGGGAGUGGACUGGACACCAUGGAUGAGUCUACGAUGGACAGCACAGUUCUGGACACAGAGAAGGAGGAUGACCGAGAAAAGUCUGCAGCUGCUGUUCCAAAGGCACCGCUCAGCACGGAGAUCAAAGCAGAAAUUGCUGCCAGCAAGAAGGAUUCAUCAACACCCAGCUCAAACGCUCGUCCUCCAGCCCCCCGCCCCUCCUCCUCCAUUGUCAUUGUUCCUCCUCUCAAGAAGCGACGGAAGACCGUCUCGUUCUCUACCAGGGAGAGCGACUACAAACCCCACCUGCCAACGGUCCCCUUGUCCCCACCUCCCUCCACUGCCUCUCCUCCCUUCUCCCCCAUCAAAUCUCACCUUCCAGACUCCAUCCUCAUCGUCUCCACACCUGGAACCACCUCCUCCAAGACUCUCUCACUCCUCCCCUUUGCCUCCAAACCAGGCGAAGGCCACGCCCUCUCUCCCUCCCCUGUUCUCACUGUUCCCUCGCCUGUAUGCCCCGAAGACUCCAAAAAGAGCCCUGUCCCUCUGGUGUCCCCCCCAAUCACCCCCACCAAGUCCCCCAACAAACGGGGGGCCUCUCCCAAAUCCCCCGCCCCCGCUCCAGUGUGGGUGUGUCGCACCGUGCAGAACCUCCCCCUGGACCACGCCUCCAUGGUCAAGAUGGCCUUCGAGGAGGCCCCGCCCCCCGUCACAAAGGGCCGGGGCAGGGGACGCCCCAGGACUGUCAGCCUGUCGACCCCCACCCCUCCCCCCUCCUACCACACCCUCAGAGAGGAGGAUGAGGAGGAGGAGAGACUGCAGAGGCUGAGACUCAGGGAGCAGCUGGGAGCAUCCAGCCUGAUACAGCUGGGCUCGGCCCCCACGGCUGACCUGUCUGUCCUGGCUGAUGUGGCCCUGAAGCUGGACCCAGACGCUGGAGACUCGGAGGAGACGGAGACAUCAGACGAGGCAGAGGAGCAGAAGAUGGAGGAGGAGAUGCUCCUCUCUCCAAAAGCCCUACCCCUGGUUAUGGACCCACAGGGCCUGUCUGCCCUGCAGGAGCACAACUAUUCCAAAGCCCCCUUCCACCUCAUCCCCGCCCAAAAGAGGAAUGUCUCCAAACAGGAGCCAGGGGUGCUCCUCCCUGCAGACCUCAACCAUCACGCCAUCUCUGGGGUGCUGGAGGCACCUGAGGAGGUCAUAGGGGAACCCCUGCCCUCUAGGGACAGACACCAGGCUGAGUAUCUGUCUGGCAUGGGGCUGCUGUGUGAGGCUGGCAACACGGCCAAGGACGCUGUGCUGGCACCUCUCACCCCAUCAGCCAAGAGGAAGGGAAUGGUAGCGAGGGGGCGUGAAUUGGAGGAGAUGGGCAAAGGGAAGAACAAGAAGAGGAGGAGGAAAGACAAGGAAAAUCUGGAGUUGCAGCAAACGAAAAAACAGAAGGAACAUCAGACCAAGAAACAGAAGAAGAGGAAACUAGAGGAGGUGGACCUGGAGGAGGAUGUGGACGUGGAGCAGCUGGAGCCGGGUGAGCUGUCUAACACGGAGGACGAGGACGAGGAAGAGUGGGACGAUGUGAGGAAGAGCGAGCGCCUCUUCCUCCAGGAGGCCGGGCUGACGUCGUCGCAGCGUUGGCCCAAGCCCAUCCCAGCCCCGGAGCCCAUCACAUUUGACCAGCGCAGCGAGUUUGAGCAGAUGACCAUCCUGUACGACAUCUGGAACUCUGGUCUAGACGUGGAGGACAUGACUCUGCUGAAGACCACCUACGAGAAGCUGCUGCAGGACGACCACAGCACUGACUGGCUCAACGACACACACUGGGUCCACCACACUGUUACCAACAUCCCCAACCCGCGGCGUAAGAAGAAGAGUGCAGACGGGCAGCUGCGGGAGCACGUGACGGGCUGUGCCAGGAGCGAGGGCUACUACGCCAUCAGCAGGAAGGAGAAGGAUGUCUACCUGGAUCUGGAACUGCCUGAGCAGGCCCUACUGGAGGCUGCCGACUACGAUGCCUCGGGCUCAAACAGGCUGCUGUCAGAGAGACGGUCGGAGCAGCGCCGCCUCCUCAGUGCCAUAGGCAUCCCUGCAGUCAUGGACUCUGACCUGCUCAAACUCAACCAGCUCAAGUUCCGUAAGAAGAAGCUUAGAUUUGGCCGCAGUAGGAUCCAUGAAUGGGGCCUGUUCACCAUGGAACCCAUUGCUGCUGACGAGAUGGUCAUUGAGUAUGUGGGCCAGAACAUCAGACAGAUGGUGGCUGACAACAGAGAGAAGCGUUAUGCCCAGCAGGGCAUCGGGAGCAGCUACCUGUUCAGAGUGGACCACGACACCAUCAUCGAUGCCACCAAGUUAGGCAACCUGGCACGCUUCAUCAACCACUGCUGCACUCCUAACUGCUACGCAAAGGUGAUCACCAUAGAAUCCCAGAAGAAGAUUGUGAUCUACUCCAAGCAGGCCAUUGGCAUGAAUGAAGAGAUUACCUACGACUACAAGUUCCCUCUAGAGGAAAAUAAGAUUCCCUGUCUGUGUGGAACAGAGAACUGCCGUGGGACGCUCAACUAGAGACCACAGCAAUGACCACACUCACACUGAGGGGUGGCAGUACCCCGUUUCAGUCCCUCCUGUCCCCCCUCCACAAACCCCUGACUAUAACCAAGAACAAAGCCAUGGUUCCAACACACCCACCACCAACAGCCCCCCUCCUGACCCCAAAGCCCACCUGCUCCUCCAGACUGUCAAACAGUUGUCUGUACCAUAUCCAGGAAACAGAGAGACACACGCAACGUUUGCACUGUUCACACACUUUAAUUUACCUGGGGUUAUGGUUUAUUAUCUUAGGGGUUGUGAGACCCUCCCUCCCAGGGGUGUGAUUAAUAUUCGGGCCCCCUCUCCUGUACCCCAAACCCCUGAAAUUCAGCAUUAGUCUCCGCUGUAGCAGGAUUUAGUAACUUAGGACCACUUGUUCCCGUUCGGUCAAGCGUAGAAGGUUUUUUUCCCUAACCUAUCAACACUGGUUUUGUGCGUCUUGUGUCCGCCCCCUCACAGAUAGGCAGUGGUCCGGAAGCUCCCACUAACCCCAACCCUCUCUGCCCACACACAGACGCACAGGAUUUACAAACAUAUUCAGGGUUUUAAAGGCACUCGUCGCGGCGCAGUUUUAGUUACACACUCUGAUCCAUUGGGACUUCAGUUAUGCAAGAUUUCCAAAAAUGAAGAUUGUUUGAGCUUUGUCAUUUUAUAGUAUUGCAUAUUCUUAUUAUUACUAUUCUUGUUCUGAUUUAGUUGCGUGAGCUGUAAGUGUCUUACAGUGAAGUGAACUUCAGUGUUCCCACCACCGUCCCAUUUAUCCUCUAGUACACCCCCUCCUCCUCCUGGGUGCGUGACUCUCCCCUCUCACCAGUUUGUGUUUGGAUGAGAGACCAUAGACUUUUACAAAUAUUUGUUUUUCACCAUGCUACAAAAGGACAAAUCAUUUGUAGAUCAAAUAGUGUGUGGCGUCAAGUCAGUUUAUCUUUAAAGCCUAAAAUGGCUGCUGAGUUUGUCUGCAGGUUUAGCGCAAUUAGGAAUGCUUUGUUUGUUCCUUUUACGUUCCCCUUGCCCCUUCGUGAUGUUGUCCCUUCUCACGUUAGGAUGCAGAGAAGGGACCUGACCUGUGUGUGUCUCUGUAUCUGUGUGUUUAAGAGAAUGUAUUCUUACACGAGCGAGUAUGUUUUUAAUCCUGUUGUGUGAAUGUGCUCUCACUGUCAAUUUGUGCUUUUGAACAACCUGCAAAUGUCAGGUUGUCUGUGCAUUUUGUAUGACAUGGUCAAGGCACACUGUCAGGAAAACUGUUUCUAUGAAAUCUCUAUUAUUUGGCAAACCAUUAUAGACAAAUCUGUUUACAAACAUAACUCUGCCCCAUUGACCCCUAUUCAAGCGUUGAGAUCUGUGUAUGUUGGACUUUGUCAUUGAGUGUGUUCUGAAUGGUUUUAAAGGGUAAACUUAUCUGUGUAGAUCAGAUCUGGUAAAUCUAGUUUCUAGUUAAGUCGAUCUCGACUUUAGACAAUACCUUUAUUUUUGCAUUUAUUAAAUGCAUUGGCCUAUGACUAUUUUUAACAUGAAUAAUAAGAAAUAUAUAUUUAGGCAUGUUGAUCUUCACUAUAAUAAAUUCCCCUCUCUCAUAGGAAAUGAUGGGUUAGCGUACCCCAGACCGUCUCUGUGGAGUAUCUGUGUCUUGGCCUAAUAUGUAGAUGAACCUUCAGAUCAAUCUGUGUUUGGUGGGUGAAUCAGAACCGGGGGGGGUCAUUUUUAAUUGUUAUCCAUUUUUCAUUGUUAUCCAUGCUCUCUCAACUCAAGCAGUCGCUGUCCCAAGUUUUUUUAAUCUUUGAUUUCGAUGUUUUAAAUGUCACAAGGCCCCUCCAUGUUCUGUUCCAGCCACAGCAGAAAAGUCAUCUAUAUUUCUUGUUGCAACUGGCGCUUUUCAGUACAAACCAACCCUCUAACUUUUAAGUAAAAUAUGGAGAGAAAAAAAUUCAGACAAAUGUACAUAUUGUAGAGGUGUUUGUUUCUCGUAGAAACACACUGGUUCCAAUCUGUAAAUAUGUUGUUCUUUUCCUACUUCCCAUGAGGAAAACUGUACAUACCUUCCAUUCAGUUAUUUUUCUUUUUAAUUUGAUUUAUUUUAUUAUUUGCAAUAUUUCUCUUGUAUUAAUGCGUUGGACCCUUUUAUUAAUGGUGCAUUAAAAUAUUUUUUUUUAAAAAGUGAAA
Coregonus clupeaformis (lake whitefish) is the source of this 8688-nucleotide messenger RNA. RefSeq names its product histone-lysine N-methyltransferase SETD1A-like. The record is from RefSeq and is a predicted model, not a curated record. Gene Ontology annotation, molecular function: protein binding; RNA binding; histone H3K4 methyltransferase activity. The transcript is spliced from 22 exons. Gene Ontology annotation, cellular component: Set1C/COMPASS complex. Lineage: Eukaryota; Metazoa; Chordata; Actinopteri; Salmoniformes; Salmonidae. Bases 193 to 6504 code for a protein of 2103 amino acids.